This is a messenger RNA of Myiozetetes cayanensis, 593 nucleotides long. Its product is annotated as thymosin beta-4-like. Gene Ontology annotation, biological process: regulation of cell migration; actin filament organization. The transcript has 3 exons. Gene Ontology annotation, cellular component: cytoplasm. The record is from RefSeq and is a predicted model, not a curated record. Bases 31 to 288 code for a protein of 85 amino acids. Lineage: Eukaryota; Metazoa; Chordata; Aves; Passeriformes; Tyrannidae. Gene Ontology annotation, molecular function: actin monomer binding.
CCAGCACUGAACUAAUCAAUAUUAAUAGCGAUGGGCUUGGGAGGGGGGAGGAGGGGAGAGGAGAGGAGGGAUUACCCUGACCUUUUUCAACUCACACUGCCUCAGACGGCCACCAAGCAGCUGAGGAGAGAGCAGCCAGACGGACCCAUCAUGUCCGACAAACCAGAUUUUGCAGAAAUCGAAACGUUUGACAAGACCAAGCUGAAGAAGACAGAAACCAGAGAGAAAAACCCAUUGCCCACUAAAGAGACUAUUGAACAGGAAAAGCAAAGCGAAAGUACAGCCUGAGUGUGAAGUUGAAGAUGUGACUGCUGCUUCUUCAGUGGGGUUUUGGCUUCUGAGUUGGGUUGUUGUUUUGUUUUGUCCUCCCCCCACCACUCCUUGUUUGUCUCCCAUUUGUUUAAGGAAACGUUUGUUCAUUUAAUGUUCCCUGGAGAAGUUUGGUUUGUGUUUGUUGAAGAAGAUACUGUGUGUUUGUGUUCUUAAAACUGUAAUUCCAAGUUCUGUAUCCACCCCAUUACUUGCCAAAAAAAAAAAAGCAAUUUGCAUAGAAAUUGUUUUCCUAAGCCUCACAAUAAACAGGUUUCUUCUGA